Carassius auratus (goldfish) is the source of this 1240-nucleotide messenger RNA. RefSeq lists its product as uncharacterized. Gene Ontology annotation, molecular function: bitter taste receptor activity; G protein-coupled receptor activity. The coding region runs from base 212 to 1240 and encodes 342 amino acids. Lineage: Eukaryota; Metazoa; Chordata; Actinopteri; Cypriniformes; Cyprinidae. Gene Ontology annotation, cellular component: membrane. The record is from RefSeq and is a predicted model, not a curated record. Gene Ontology annotation, biological process: G protein-coupled receptor signaling pathway; sensory perception of taste. The transcript has a single exon.
UUCAUCUAAUAUUUAUACUUGACUUCGUUUCAUGACUUCAUUUGACAUUCAUAUUUUCAGUAAACUCUAAAAACACAGUUUGACAGAUCUUUUCCGGUACACAAGAUCACUGGGGUCUUUAUCUCAGGAGAGACAUCUAAAGAUCUAAAUGUAAUCCGUCUGCAGAUUUAGUACUGUAUUAAAGAGAUCUCUUUUUCUUUUCUGUUUGUUAAUGUUGAGAUCACAAUACUCUUUCAGAGAACAAUCGAUCAUGCUGUCGUCCUUGGACAAACUCGUGGCCUGGAUACUGACUGGCUUCUUGGCGAUUCUCACUAUCUUCUUCAACAUGUACCUGCUUCUGAUCAACCAGAGGAACUACCGGAAGAGCACAAAGCCCCGACUGAGCCCGGCCGAUUUCAUCAUCACAGCCAUCUCCCUGGCCAGCAUCUUCCUGCAGGUUCUCACGUACUUCUGGCAGACCUUGGAUGUGAUCGACACUGUGUGCCGCAUCAGCUUAGCGGGAGCCAUCCUGCUGGUGCUCAUCUUCAGCCUCAAGUUCAUCAUAUUCUGGAGCACGGCGUUCCUGACCUUCUACUACGGUAAUAAACUGGUGGUUGAGCCCGUCCACUGCUUCACACGCAUCCAGGAGGCCAUCAUCAAAAACAUCCACAUGGUCCUGGCGGUGAUCAUCGUAAGCGGCUUUGCCAAUUGUGUGCCAUUGCUGAGCGUGUUGACCUACAACACCACCACCACCACCACCAGCGGACUGAGCGAUUGUGGGUCCAUCAUGCCCACCGACACGACCGGACUCGCCUACAUCUUCUACUACGUGUUCAUCUCUGACAUCGUUCCAGGAAUCAUAAUGGUCAAAUGCAGCAUCUCCAUCUCGUACUACCUGGCCAAACAUCUUCUGAACAUGAAGGCCAGUAGCAACAGCGCCCAUGGGCCCAAGCUCGGCACGCAGAUCCGGGUCAUCAAGAUGACUCUCAGUUUAGUGGUCGUGUAUGUGGUCUUUCUGAUCGUGGACAUCGUCACGCAGAUAACAGUGGUGCUGAUGAGGCAGAACACACUGGCCCUGACUGUUCUCUUCGCUAGCAUCUACACCACAGUCAGCGCGUUCGUGCUGGUCUAUGGGAAGAAAAGCUACUGGAAGGAACUGAUUGCAACGUAUAACCUCUUUUUAGACGAGUACCCCUGUUUGAGCAGCAUGAAGGUCGAAGAGGUCAAAACAGAACCACAUGAGAACAGCAAUGGGCACUAA